AUGCCCACCGAUAAACAAACCCGCCCAAACACAUCGAAACCACUCACUCCCGCCCUCAGCGCAAAUUUCCGCACGGCUAAAAGCCCAUUGACCCCGAGACUGGUCGGCUCUGCUUCUUCCUCCCCGAAUUUGUCCUCUCGAAGGGACCCUUUCGUCAGGUCCAAAUCACCUCCCAAACCCGAUCAGACCACAACCCCCCUAAAUGGAAAUAUCACUCCUCGGUCUGGGGCGAGGAAGUCACGGGUCGGUACCGAGUCGCCGUUGCCUUCGGUGCAACCGAAAGGAACCAACAAUGGCCAAAGGUCAAGAGCGUCGUCGGGCAAUGAGGCAUCGAAACCCACUGGAGGUGCAAUGCGAGGUCUCGGCAUUACGAGCCCACGGCUUGCUGCAAGUACAGGUGCUCUGCCAAAAGUAAACACGUCAGGCUCCGCGCCUGCUACGACAACCAAUCGAAGGUUGUCCGCGGCAAAGAGCAUGGUAGAGGGCGACAAAGAUAUCUCGUCAAAGUUCUUCCACGCCGACGAGGUCAAGCCCGUCGUCGGGUCCCCGGAGGCGGAAGAGGGCCACCGAUUCCCUCCAAAGCCAGGGCACUUCUUUGUCGGGUCACCCCCGCUACCUAGGGAAAGUGCAGGUGGAAAGGAAAGCCUCGAUGAUAAAUUCUUCAGGGCGAACGAUCUACCGCAGCAUGCACCAGCCAGACGCAACGUCCUUCCACACAUCUCGACAGAGAAGUUGAAUAAUUCGACCAUUACUACAGCCACGCACGGCUUUCGAAAUACUCCGCCUCAAUCGCCAAACAAAUUCCACAGAGGAGCCCUUACAGAACCUACGUCACCCCGAAAAUUACAACCCGGCCAAGCAUCUUCUCCGCCAGGACCUCGAACGAACGCUGAACGCCCGAAGAGCAGCUCGGGCAGUAUCGCAACACCUCAUCCUGCUGCAAAAGGCCAUCGAAAAUCAAUCAGUGCGAGCUCCAUAAGUUCGGCGGCACCCAGGAAGCUGAGCAAUCCCAGAGUACAACCGCCACAACCACUAGAUCUCCACCCUGCUUCCGCAUUGUCACCCCGGAUCCAAGGGAGUAAUCUUCUGUCUCCGGAAACAUUGAGUCCCAGGUCUAUCAGCCUUGCUUCUACCAACACUGUCCCCACCUCCGUCCCAAGCGACACGGAUUUUUCAGAACCGACAAAAGCGCCCAGCGUGUCGGCGCCGGGUACAGACCCAAGAGGAGACCAAGCAGCGGCCAUCUUCCAGUCUCAGUUGGAUGAAGCUGCCAACGCUCGCCGGGAACGCAAAGUUCUCGACUUGGAAAUCUCGAACUCAUCGUUGCUGGCGAUCAAUAAAACCCUAGAGCGUGAACUCCGCAAACAGACCGGAGAGUUAAGGAGGUACCGUCGCCUAUCACGUUCGGGCAGAUUAUCGCUUGCAACAACAACAAGGACGGCCUCUGAGCAGUCUAACUUCACUCUCGGCACGGUCACGGAGUUUGAUGGUGAAGAUCGCCAAUUUUCAGACGACGAUGACAGUGAUCUAGACGACCUCGAGGAUGAAGAUGACUCUAUGCUAUCCACCGAGUCAGGCUCCAUGUUAAGUCCAUCUAUCCAAUCACGCCAGCGCGCAAGAGACGAGAAACGACUGAUGCUAGACCUUUCUCGCCAUCAGCAACUUCUUGUCGAUUUCCAGAAACUCAGCCAAAGCAUAAAACGAUGUCUCACCUGUACCGAAGAGCUAAUUCGAGACGGGAACAAGGCCUUAGAUUAUAGAGUGGGUAUAGGGGAUGUGAAGCUAGGAGGGAGAGUUUUGAACGAUGAUGAACUCGAUGAAAGGGGGCUGGCGAAUGGAGUGGAAGAACAGGAGGCGAGACAAGGUCUGUUAAGCCCCAGCAUUACCAAGGCGAACUUAGACGAGGCUCAACUGUGGGGGGCCGGCCCGGCUCCUACGAUAAUUGCCAGCGAAGUCAUAGGGAUGCCUUCACUGGACGAGUUGUCCGAUAUAUUGGAUUCUGUCAGCAUGCAAUUGGAGGAGACCUAG
This is a messenger RNA of Cladophialophora bantiana CBS 173.52, 2028 nucleotides long. RefSeq lists its product as uncharacterized. NCBI's taxonomy places the organism in Eukaryota, Fungi, Ascomycota, Eurotiomycetes, Chaetothyriales, Herpotrichiellaceae. The transcript has a single exon. The record is from RefSeq and is a predicted model, not a curated record. Bases 1 to 2028 code for a protein of 675 amino acids.